CAUUUCUGAUUUUAUUUGUUUGAGGCUUCUCUGUUUUUUUCUUGGUGAGUCUAGCUAAGGGUUUGUCAAUUUUGUUUAUCUUUUCAGAGAAUCAGCUCUUAGUCAUAUAUCUUAGUUAUAUAUAGAAUUCUCCCCCAUUCCUAACUGCUGUUAAACUGUUCUAGGUCCUUGUGGUUCUUCCUCAUCUUUCCUUGAGCCCACUUCAAUUAAUCUUUCAUCUCCACCACUCCAUUGAAACUGCUCUUGCUAAUAUCAUCAACCACCUCCAUGUUGCCCCAUCCAGGAUUUAAUUUCCAUUUCUCAUCUUUUUUAACCUCUCAGGGGUAUUUGACAUGGUUGAUCACUCUUUCCUCCUGAAAUACUUUUUCACUUGGCUUUGGAACAUCAUAUUCUGCUGUUUCCCUGUCUAACUCAAUACCUGCUGCUUUACUGACUUCCAAAUGUUUCACUUUCCCAAGGUUGAUACUUACACUUCUCUAUCCAUACUCACACUCCAAAAUUAUACAAUUUAGUCACUUUACAUGCCACUUUAAGCUUAAACUGCUUAAACUCAUGCUUAUUUCUCCAGCUUUCAUCUCUCCUUUGAACACCUUUCAUGUAUUUAGCUGCCAUUCAGCUGUCUAACAAACAUCUUAAACUCAACAUGUCCAAACAGAUCUUUUGAUCUUCCACGUGUACCACCACCACCACAAAACUUAACCUAUUUAUCCCCAUGAUUUCUCCAUUUCUGUAAAUGUCACUAUCAUUCUUCCAGUUGCAGAGACCAAAAAUCUAAGAAUCAUACUUAAUUCCUCUCUUUAUUUUGUACUUUAUAUCCAAUCCAUAAGUAAUUCUUAUUGAUUCUCCUUUCGAAAUUUAUCCUGAAAUCUGGCUGCUUCACAGCACCAGUACUGCCUAACCUGAGCCAUCAUCCUCACUCUUCCAGACUAAAUUCCCACUAAUGUUCUCCCUGCUUCUCUUGCAUGACCAUAGCCUGUUUUUCUCACAACAUUGAGUGAUUUUACAAAUAUAAAUUGUCAGCAUUGUCCAUAGCUCCCCAUCAUAUCUAGAAUGAAAUCCAAAGCUGUUACCAAGUCCAGAAAGUCCUCCACAGCUGCCUCCUGACUACUUCUAAUGCACCAGUAUCUACCACUGUCCCCCAACCUAGUCAGUUCCAGGUGCACUUGCCUUCUCAUUCCUCCUUGGACAAGUUCAUUCCUUCUCAAGGUCUUUGCAAUUGCCUUUUCUCUGCCAGGAUGCUCUUUCUCAAAUAUUCAGAAGGCUUGCUUUCUAAUUUCAUUCAGGUUUCUGCUCAAUUGACAUCUAUCUAAAUAGUCAAAAUCAUCCUAAGAUACUCUGUAACAUUUCUCUGCUUUAUUUCUCUUAUAACACUGAUCACUCUCUGAAAUCAUGUUAUAUAUUAUUUUUUAAUUGGCUCACUCCCACUAUAAUGUAAAUUCCUUGACAGCAAAGACUGUCGUUCACGUUUACUCCUGUGACCCCAGUGCCAUGUGCAAUGCCUGGGAUAUAGUAAGCACUCAAAAUAGUCUGUUGUGUGAAUGAAUAAAUGCUAGCCCCCAUUGAUUCCCUUCUCCUACCUGAGGAACUAAUUAUUCAAAUAAGCAUUUAACCUAAAAAAAGCAGGCAUCUUAGACUAAAGAUGGGCUAAAAUAGAUAAUAAUAAUGAGAUAAUAUUUAUUGAAUGCUAAAUAAAUUCCAGGCACUAUUCUGAGCGUUUUAUGGAUAUCAAUUUAUUUAACCCUCACAAAAACUCUGUGAAGUAGGUCAAUAAUUAUCUCCAUUUUAGAGAAAAGAAAACUAAAGCAGAGAGAGAUGAAGCAUUUUUCCCAGGGUAUAACAGCUUGUAAGAGGAAGUGCCAAGACUCAAAUCUAUGCCAUCUGGCUGCAGAGCCUGCAUUUCCCCCAGAAUUUUCCAUUCUUGAUAAUUAUGCCAUAAUAUUACGGUCAAAUCCUUGAGAUUAAAGAGAAUCUUCGCAGGAAUCUGAAUUACUUCUCUGGACCUAGAUCUGCUUUGACCUGAAGUUGGUAAAUAAAGGGGCAUCAUGUCUCGAGCAUGAGCCCUUCCACUGUCCUUGCCUGACUGUUGUUACCAUGAGUCAGCCAGUCUAGAGUUGGAUCAUCAAGACUUUUGAGAGGAGGGGAUGAGAAUCAGGGGCUUGGAGAGGGGAGUUGCUAGGUUGUUAUAGGACAAAGGCACCACCUCUUAACCAUAGAUUAGAAAAGUUAUUGGAAAGUACUUUAGGGUCAUAAAGAUGAACUAGGUGUUGUUUUGUGGGUGAUGUGGAAUGUAGGAAAAAGAACAGAGAGAAAGAAGGAAGGGAGAGAAAAAGAAGGAGGGAGGGAGAGAAGAAAAGUUGGAGAGGAAAGGAGGGAGAAAGACUAAAGGAGAGAGGGAGGGAGAGAUGUGGGGAGAGCAUGGGGAAGGUAGAUGUGUUGUUUGGAAAGCUCUUGGGGAUGUUAAACUUUGUGUACAUUUGGGAUUUGCUUCUCUGUACUGAUCUCUGCUGAAUUCUCUCCCAGCUCCACUCUGUGAACCAAAUGGUGAGUUGCACUUCCCUUUCUUCUUCACGGUCUGUGGGUAUCUUGUCACUUGAGCCAAUGCAAAAGGCCUGUGGAUGGCUGUCUGACAUCGGGUGACAGCUGCUGAGAUAUGCAAAUGACAGUGGCUCCCUUGGGCCAGGGCUGCUUGUGUUCACACCAGUUUCUGUACUUGACACGUGCCUGUUCACCUCAGGAGCACGCUUGCUCUGACCUUCUCAAGAUCACAGUCUUUCCUCUGGGAAAUCCCAGCUUACGGAGGAAGAUGCUGUUUGUCCAAGGAAGUCAGAGGGUGUAGAAGACUGAUGUUAGAAGAAUCUCUGCCUUCCCAGCCUCUGGGGCUUCAAGACCUCUAUGUAUUCCCAACCGGGUGCUCCACCAGAAGUGAUGGAAGAAAUGCCAAAGUCACACAUCCAUGGAGAACAUUACACUCAAUCCUUGGGCCAUGCACAAAACAAAGUGGUACUGCUGCCUCCUUUCUAUUUUCAGCCCUGCUCUGCAGCCACUACCAUUACCCCAGUGCAAUUUCUUUCUCUCAGACUCUGGCUUCUGCAAACUUACUUCAUUGCUCUGAUUCUGAUUCAAAGUCUUAGUUUUACCAUAUGAAAAGAGGAGGAAAUUUCCCCCCACAAGGAAUCUUUCACUAAAGCAUGUUUAAAUCUAAUCUAUAGUAGAACUGCUCUCUUGUACAUACUAACCAUAGGGUUAAAAGAGGUUAUCCUUGACCUCAAGAACACAGGCUGCAUGUGCAACUAGGGAACACAGGAUUAGGAAUUCCCAUGACCAGAGGUAUUUAGAACCAACUCAGCCUCUGGAUUCCUUCCCUGAUGUUUGUCCAAGUCUAACACAUGCCUUGUGUUAAUGCCAUGUUGCCUUAUGCCUGGAACAGCUUUUACCCUAUAAUUGUAUGUGUCCAAUCCUAGCCUAAGCUGAAACCUAAAGUCACAUCCAGGAUGAAGUAACAACGCUUCUGCUGCUAGUAAGUUGCCAGAUAGUCUCUGUGCCCGAAAAUUAUCUAAAAGAAACUCUGGGCUGCAAGACCAAGCUCUAGAUCCUUGCAAACUGUCUUGUGUGGUAUCCUAGUCCAACUCCACCCCAGUCCCAUUCAGAAGAGUGGGUUACAAGUGCCUAAUGCAUUUUUUUAUUCCUUUCUUUGCUCAGCCCCAAAGCUGCUCCCCAGUCUUCUGGGGACUACAGUUUUCUAAGGAGAUAAAGUCACACUAAUGUGCAGGGUAUUCCAUGCCUCAGUACAGAGCAAACAUUCUGUUACCAUGGUUGAAUUGAUUUCUUAAAAGUUCCAGGGUAAAGCAUCCCAAUUUAGCCUUUUCAUCGGAUGAAGAAAGAAAAAGGUUUUCUUAAGAAAAUUCUUAAAUUUCCCAAAGAGCAGAGGCUCUGAGGGUUGGAAAAACAAAUACCCAAAGAGUCAAUACUACCAGGGCUUUGAUGUUUCAUGGGCUUCUGCAAUUGGGGCCAAUAAGAAGAUGAGAUGAAAGCAGGACACAACUUUGCUCAUCUUUAAUUCAUACAGAAAAGAGCCCCUUUGACGAAAAAGGGAUACAUCCCUGAGAAGUAAGGUAUGGACUGAAUUUGCUUCUUAUGACCAUGGCUUCUACAGAGGUUUGUAUAGGAGUCUCAGAGCAGGGGAGCUGUGACUUAGAAUGUGCGGAUGCAGGGCAUGUCCAGGCAAGUGCAUGCCUGUUCCUUCCACUGGGAAUAGAAAUAAUAGGGGCAGAUGAGAAACAGUAACAAAGGAAUUGAGUUCCUUUAAGUCUUUCCUAGACUGAUUGAUUCUCCAGUCCUCAGAUUCUGUCUUUGAAAGAGAUAGUAUGGGUCUGAGAUGUCAGAGGAAAGGGAACAGAAGAAAAUAACCAAUAUAGUUUACAACAAGGAUGAAUGAAAUAUAUUCACAUUUCCUAAAACUUCAAGCUUCACCAUGUCCAAUGCCAACGCCAGUGACAGUCAUCAAUAACCCUGCACUGUGUCCGAAAAAGGUCUUUUUCGUUCAUGGAUCGAAACUUCAAAGAGUAAGAACCAAGUCAAAGUGGUGUUUCUGACAGCCAGCCCCUCUCAGCCCGUAGAGGGGACUUCAAUGACCCUGACCUGUAAGAUCCAGCACCCUCCACAGAAGUCAGGUUUCCAGUUCCAGUUCUGCUUCUUCAAAGAUGGUCGGGUCCUGGGGAAGGGCUGGAACAGCUCCCCAGAGUUCCAGAUCGCCACCAUUUGGAGGGAAAACUCAGGGUCCUACUGGUGUGGAGCAAAGACAGUGCCAUCCAUAGAGACAUGGAGCCGGAGAAUCCAGAUACAAGUGCAGAGAGUUCCUGUCAGUAAUGUGAGCUUGGAGACACAACCUCCAGGUGGACUUGUGAUGGAGGGAGAGAAGCUGGUUCUUGUCUGCUUGGUCGCUGGGGGCACAGGAGACAUCACCUUCUUCUGGUACAAAGGGGCCCUGGGUUUAAACCUGGAAACAAAGACCCAGCGUUCACUGACGGCGAAGUUUGAGAUACCUACGGUGAGGGAGAGUGAUGCUGAGCAAUAUUACUGUGCAGCUGACAAUGGCUAUGGCCCCAGUCUCAGUGGGCUGGUGAGCAUCACUGUCAGAAUUCCAGUGUCUCGUCCUGUCCUCACCCUCAGGGCUCCUGGGGCCGAGGCUGUGGUAGUGGACGUGGUGGAGCUUCACUGUGAGGCCCAGAGAGGCUCUCCUCCGAUCCUGUACCAGUUUUAUCAUGAAGAUGUCACCUUGGGGAACAGCUUGGCCCCCUCUGGAGGAGGAGUGUCCUUCAACUUCUCUCUGACUGCAGAAUAUUCUGGGAACUACUACUGUGAGGCCAACAAUGGCCUGGGGGCCCAGCGUAGUGAGCUGGUGUCACUCAACAUCACAGUGCCUACAAGGGACAGAAAAGAACUUCUUACUUCAGGAGUCAUUGAGGUACUGCUUGGGAUCCUUGGUCCUGGCACUAUGGCCCUAUUAUUCUGCUGCUGGCUCAAGAGAAAAAUAGGAAGACGUGCAGCCAGGGAUCCACCCAGGAGCCCUCCCAGCCCUGUACCCCAACAAUCUACCUACCUCAACUCACCUGACCGGGAGCAACAACAUCCUGUAUACGAAAAUGUGAAUGUUGUACGCGGGGAUGAGGUUUAUUCUUUGGUGUACCACAUGCAGCAGGAACUGCAACCAGCAGCAGUGGGACCCCCAAGGACACAGAUUGAGGAUAAGGACUCCUCAGCCAUAUAUUCUUGGCUGAAGAAGGCAAGCAUUACAGAUUUGGACUACGAAGAUGCUAUGUAAAGUUAUGGAAAGUUCUGCUCCUUGGCAACCAUCCAUGACCCCAUGCCUCAGAACCAAUAUGUUCUUCAGAGGUCCUGGGGGAGUCAGUUGCCAGUACACCUCAUCCAGGUGCUUUCCUCCAUGAGACUAUUCCUGCAACUACUGUGAAGUGAAGUAGGCUCAAACCCUGAAGAACUCACCCAGGAGAACCGACAUGAAUGCAGAAAUGGGAAGGACUUUGUUACUAGAACCGGAUUCCUACUGGCUCUUUUAGGCACAGGUCAAAUUGUGCUCUAACUUCUUUUUACAAGAGGAAGCAGGAUGGGACAAAAAGAACUUGGGAUCUUGGGGUAGAGGGACAGUGAUACUUAGAAUGUAUGGACCCAAGGUUAGUGAUUUUGUGGGACUCCUCCAUACCGAGAGCUGUGUCCAUCCUUUUGUCCAAGGGCUUUCUCUGCUCAGACAGUACAGAACUCCAGACCUGUCACUUAUGUCAAUCAUCCUCUUUCUGUGUAAAAUAUGACAGUGCAUUGGGUGUCACUGUUACCAAAUUAGAAUUAAAAUAAAGUUACAUAAGAAGUUA
Messenger RNA from Equus caballus (horse), 6383 nucleotides. Lineage: Eukaryota; Metazoa; Chordata; Mammalia; Perissodactyla; Equidae. The record is from RefSeq and is a predicted model, not a curated record.